CACACGCGAGAUUUGAAACAAGAUGGCAGCCUACACAACGAGGCGCUCUACGUGUCAGAAGCACCUGCGGUUUUUGUGCACUAUUUUUGUGGUUAUCGCCAGUACUUUCCCAGCUCCCGUUUCUGCAGCCUAUGACUUUUAUUCCUUUUCGGCUGAUGAUCCAAGGGGGGUAGAAGUCUCUCUUAAUGUAUUCAGAGGAAAGCCUGCCCUAGUCGUCAACGUGGCCAGCGAGUGCGGCUACACCGAGGGCCACUACGAAGACCUGGUGUGGCUGAGCAAGCAGCCCGAGAUGAACGAGCGCCUGCACAUCUUGGCUUUCCCCUGCAACCAGUUCGGCCAGCAGGAGCCCGCCAGCAACCAGGAAAUCCUGGAUUUUGUCCAGAAAACGUACGGGGUGACCUUCCCCGUCUUUGGCAAAAUCGACGUCAUCGGGAAAUAUGCCCACCCAGCGUACAUUUACCUCAGCACAGAUGCCUCCGGAAAACAACCGACGUGGAACUUCUGGAAGUACCUGGUGGACAGGCAGGGCCGAGUCAUCGACGCCUGGGAACCCACCACAAGCGUCAGAGAAAUAUACGACUUUUUGGUAGCAGCAACACAGACGAGGUCUGGAAGACGGGACGAAUUCUGAGCGUCGUAUCUCCCCGCAUUGAUAUCCGACAUUGGACCGAAAGAUAACUAAAGUAUUUUUUUAUACUUUUGUUUAACAAUGGAUUGCCCUUGUCAUAAUAGUUUAGGUCAACACGCAUGUACUUCACCCGUGAAGUUACAUGGAUUAGAGUCCCCUAGUUGUUAAGUCACGAAGUCUUUGAAAUUUCUUUAAGUCUUCAAAACAUAGUUCACAUGGCUUAAAAGUAUCCUUUCAGUAGAUACUUUUCGCUCAUAAAGAAGUUCUCCCAGUAUUGCUGACAAUAAGCCCAAUCAUAUAGGUUUGAUUUUUUAUGAAAUCGAUGACAUUUCAAAGUUGGGAUAUCAGAAAGUUGUUCAGUGAAUCAAGCUAAAGUCUUUUUACUGAGAAGCCAUCGACAAUCCUGAACAUUGUUCACAUGCAUUUAUUCAAGGACCACGGAAGUAUCUUUCGAGGCUAUUGAAUUGGUUCAUGCAUUGUCACAACAACUCAAACGUAAUACCUCCGUUGUGGGCGGUGUCCUUUCAUGCAAAUGCCCUCAAAAAGCUGGAGUAUAUCGAAUUCAAGCUGGGACUUUCUUUUGACGAGUUCAAGGACAAGUUAAACCAUUUGAUAGGAGGAUAGGUCUGCAAGCGGGUCAAUUUUUUAAAUAUUUCAGAGGAUAUUGUAUUCAUUAUUUACACCAGUAAAAUAGCCACUGUUAUGCUAUACCAACAUACAUUAACUAUUCAAACAUACAUUUGUAGGCCUAGCGAAAAGUGCCGGCUUGUACUGAACUUCAAACGUACUUGUUAUUUCACAAAUAAACAACAUUGUUCCCCGGGCUUCCGCUCACAAUAAAAUUGUAUUUUCUGUU
This is a messenger RNA of Acanthaster planci (crown-of-thorns starfish), 1484 nucleotides long. It is a transcript of the gene gpx7, whose product is annotated as glutathione peroxidase 7. The record is from RefSeq and is a predicted model, not a curated record. Gene Ontology annotation, biological process: response to oxidative stress. Gene Ontology annotation, molecular function: peroxidase activity. NCBI's taxonomy places the organism in Eukaryota, Metazoa, Echinodermata, Asteroidea, Valvatida, Acanthasteridae.